Messenger RNA from Folsomia candida, 1021 nucleotides. Its product is annotated as rhythmically expressed gene 2 protein. The coding region runs from base 119 to 892 and encodes 257 amino acids. The transcript has 2 exons. The record is from RefSeq and is a predicted model, not a curated record. NCBI's taxonomy places the organism in Eukaryota, Metazoa, Arthropoda, Collembola, Entomobryomorpha, Isotomidae.
GACAGUUUCAAUUUUCCAACCCGGUAUAAUAUUAGUCCGAAAACAGAUGGCUGAAAUAUUCUCAUCGUGAUUUAAAUACUUUAUCUUCUAUCAAAUUAGUUGAGUAUAAUGUGUCGCCAUGAUAAGUCAGCUCAAACUCAUAACGUUCGACGUUACUGGAACAUUAGUAAAAUUUAGAAAACCACCUUUCCAAGUUUAUUUAGAUUUUGGGCACAAAUAUGGAAUUGACGUUGACCCAGACGAGCUGAGCAAAUCGUUCAAGAAUCAAUGGAAAUUGAUGAAUGUUUCCCAGCAACAUUUUGGCACUUGUUGGGAAACAUGGUGGAAAAAAUUUGUUAUAGAGACUUUUAAGGGCACUACCGGCCUGAGUAGGAAUGAUGAUCAGAAAUUAGCCAGUUUAGCUGAAGAGUUGGUCCAUCAUUUUGGAACUGAUAAGUGUUGGGAGCUAAGUCCUGGAGCAGAAAAUAUGCUACAAAAGAUACAAGAGUACAAUAAUUCAUCUCAAGCAGUACACAAUCGUCUUGGCAUUGGAGUUAUCUCAAAUUUUGACCCACGAAUACGCAGCAUUCUUCAAGCUUUGAAAAUAUCUCAUCAUUUCAAUUUCCUUGCCCUCUCUCAUGAGUUGCAGAUGAGCAAGCCAAACCCAGCCUUGUUCAAUUUUGCGUACCAACAACAUUUUAAAAACGCUGACAAUUCUCUGCACGAGUAUUGUCUUCAUGUUGGGGACAAUUACGAGUUUGACUAUGCCGGGGCAACCACCGUUGGAUGGAAGGCGGCUCUAAUAAUGUCUUCCAAACAACAGGAGAAAGACUUAUCAAUGCUAAAUGUGCCUGAGAAUACCAUUUUCACGUCCCUACAAGAGUUUAGUGACCAUUUAUUAAUACGCGGAUGAGUAGAUUUACAUAGUCUAGUCAGUGCUUAAUUUAUUUGUGACCAUGAAAUAACCAAGUUCUUAACCUCUUCUUUUACAUGGGAAUAAUAAAUUUGUAUUUAUUCUGUUGAAUGACCUUUCUAGACAUCA